Molecule: messenger RNA, 1213 nt
Organism: Eucalyptus grandis
Lineage: Eukaryota; Viridiplantae; Streptophyta; Magnoliopsida; Myrtales; Myrtaceae
Product: ethylene-responsive transcription factor ERF110
Exons: 2
Coding region: 246-1094 (282 amino acids)
Biological process (GO): regulation of DNA-templated transcription; ethylene-activated signaling pathway
Molecular function (GO): DNA-binding transcription factor activity; DNA binding
Source: RefSeq, a predicted model, not a curated record
UUAUCUUUAUUAUUAUUAUGAGGUGUUUUCCGAUGUCGACCAACUAGAGAGUUGCAGCAGAAAAGACGGCGUUUACAUUGUCGCCUCCUCACCAAUCCGAUCGCCAGCCCCGACCCUUUAUUUACGUGACCCUUCUUCUCCAUCUCUCGUUCAAGCUCUCGUCCGUUGAGUUUGGCAAGCGUUUAUCCAGUAUUUGAGGGUUUUGACGGCGUCGCGAGCGGCUGCUGUCGGUGCGUGCACGAGUCAUGUCGGGGCUGAAGGUGGCUGAUCGGGGUGACAAAGCGCCGAUCCUCUAUCCCGGGCUGGACAGGGAAAGAGAGACGUCAGCCAUGGUGCUGGCUCUGGCGCGAGUGGUGGCCGGGGAAGUCCCCAGCGAUGCCGAGGAGUUGUGUCCUUUUCCUUUUCCCUCCGGAGUCCUGAGGCUGAAGAGAGGCCAUGGAGAUCUGUCGGCCGAGCCAUCGGCGGAGGCGCAGCUUCGGAGAGCCCCUGGAAGAGAGUCGUCCGUUGAUGAUGCUGCGAGAGGCAUCAUGGAAGGUCCCAGCAUGAAGACAACAAACCAUGCAACUCCAACUUAUGAGUACAGCAACAGUACAGCUGCGAUGUCGAUGUCCAACGACGAACACCAACCGAGAAGAAAAUACAGAGGAGUGAGACAGAGGCCGUGGGGGAAGUGGGCAGCCGAGAUCCGAGACCCAGUCAAGGCCGCGAGGGUUUGGCUAGGCACGUUUGAGACGGCUGAAGGGGCGGCCCAGGCGUAUGACGUCGCAGCCUUGAAAUACCGAGGCAACAAGGCCAAGCUCAACUUCCCGGAGAACGUCGUGGCCCGCCUGUCGCUGGCGGCUCCUCCCGCGACCCAGAUGACGGUUCCAGACGCCGCGAGGACCCAUGUGACCGUUCCAGCAGACACGGAGCAUCAGUUGGCCUCGGGUCCGGAUCAUGGCUGCGGUGAAUGGUGCUCUUGGUUGUCUCCUGAUCCUGACCUCGCGCAUUCUAAUCUGUUGCCAUCAUCUUCUUCGCCGUCUUCUUCUUCAUCUUCAGUUUCAAAAGCAGCAUCUUUUGCUUUCCCCACUCGAUCUGGUUCCUGGCCAUUUUAGCUCCUUCUCUAGGCAGUAUUGAAUAUACUCAGUUGUAUAUGCACCUGUUUGUGAUUUCAGAAUUGGCCUUAUAUUUGUUCGUAAAUCGGUUUCAAUUACGGUGCCAGGCAUCAUUCAUA